This is a messenger RNA of Papilio polytes (common Mormon), 1647 nucleotides long. RefSeq names its product protein max (gene Max). Gene Ontology annotation, molecular function: DNA-binding transcription factor activity; protein dimerization activity. Gene Ontology annotation, cellular component: RNA polymerase II transcription regulator complex. The transcript is spliced from 5 exons. Gene Ontology annotation, biological process: positive regulation of transcription by RNA polymerase II. The record is from RefSeq and is a predicted model, not a curated record. NCBI's taxonomy places the organism in Eukaryota, Metazoa, Arthropoda, Insecta, Lepidoptera, Papilionidae. The coding region runs from base 155 to 673 and encodes 172 amino acids.
UAUCAACAUUUCAUGUUAUCUGUCAAAAAUUGUCACGCGUUCUUGCUUUAUUGUGUUGAAAAUAUAUCUGUAUUUUGUUUAUUUUUGGUGUACUUAUAAAUACGUAAUAUUUGUGUAGACAUUUAAUAAUAUAGUAACUACUUUAGUGUUUAAGAUGAUAAGUGACGACGAUCGUGACAUUGAUAUCGAGAGUGAUGCGGAGAAUGACUCUGAUUCCCGUACUCACAUGAGAAACAGUCUCGGUGGAAGUGGUUAUUAUUCACAGGCAGAAAAACGCGCACACCACAACGCCCUGGAGCGUAAACGAAGAGAUCAUAUAAAAGACAGUUUUACAUCACUAAGGGAAACAGUCCCAGCCUUACAGGGGGAGAAAGUGGUAUGUAAUGCUAGUCGAGCACAGAUUCUAAAAAAGGCAGCGGAAUACAUUCAGUUUAUGAGACGGAAAAACAACUCGCACCAACAAGAUAUCGAUGAUCUAAAACGGCAAAAUACAUUGCUUGAGAACCAAAUAAAAGCGUUGGAAAAAGUCCGUGCAACUGGCAACUAUCUGGAAGCACAUGAGUUAGCUCUCGGCAUUAAGUCGGAGGGCAGUUCCCAUGAUACGGACAGUUCUGAUGGUGAAGGUACAACCAGACGGGUGAAAAAACUCAAGAUUAACAGCGUCAAUGUAUGAUUGAAAGUUAAAAUAAUGCAAUAGUGUGAAUCAGUUUACUGGACUUAUGGCAAGAAACGGAAAAACAAAUGCAACAAUGUUGCCAGUGAAUUAAAGCUGUCUAUGGUUUUCUCUUAACAUUUAAAGUUUAAUUAAACAUUUGAUUUUAUUUUGAAUCUUCUGCAAUCUAGUUUUAGUACUAUUGUACUAUGUAGACAUGGUGUUACUUUAAUUGUAAAUAUUUCGUAUCGAUAUUAAAGAUACAAUAUUUUUGUUGUCUCUAUUUUUUUUUGUUGUAAGAAUAAUGCAAAGUUUAGCAUUGUCUUUUUUGACAAAUGAUUGUAAGAAAAUUCAUUAUAAAAUUAAUAGUUAUUAAUAGGAUUAAGAUUUAGUCUUCUUGAAUUUUACUUUACAUUUAAUACUGUCUGGAUUUUGAUUAUUUUUGUAAGCAAUAUACCAUUACUUUGAGAAUGCAUCCAUGUAAGAAAUAUAUUCUUUUGUUUCUUCUUCUUCUUCUUCUUCUUCUUCUUUUGUUUUUAUAUUAAAUAAAUACAAUAAAAAUAGAAAUAAUUUGCGACAAAACUUCAAAUAUCAAUCAAUUGUUUUUCGUAAAGAUUAUCUCAGAUAUAUGUAUUGUAUUUAAUCUUUUUGAAUAUCAUUUUCUACUUUCAUGCAUAAUUUUUUUUGUACAUAAAUAGUGUGCGAAAUGUUGUGACAUUCAAAAUUAUUGAGUUUGAACAGUUUGAUCAGGUUUAUGUGCUUGGAAAUCGUAAGUGUAUAUAAUAACGAAGAAAAUGUAAAAAUGAAUUUGAAUAGAAUGGUGAAAUCACAAACGUAACCUUGAAUUUUUUUUAUUUGUAUUAAAAUACUGGAAUAGUUCGAAAUUCAAACUUACAAAAGUCAUUUGUUUUGAUAAGAUAUUUAGUAUUAAAAACUGUAAAAUACGUUUGAUUCCUUUGUUCUUGAAGACUAAAUAAAUUAAAGUAUAAAAUACU